Messenger RNA from Cyprinus carpio (common carp), 890 nucleotides. Its product is annotated as scavenger receptor cysteine-rich type 1 protein M130-like. The record is from RefSeq and is a predicted model, not a curated record. The transcript has 4 exons. Bases 96 to 890 code for a protein of 264 amino acids. Lineage: Eukaryota; Metazoa; Chordata; Actinopteri; Cypriniformes; Cyprinidae. Gene Ontology annotation, cellular component: membrane.
AUGUGAGGUUGGUUGAUGGUCACAGUCGCUGUGCUGGUAGAGUGGAGGUUCUUCAUAGAGGUCAGUGGGGAACAGUGUGUGGAAAUUUCUGGGAUAUGACUGAUGCUGCAGUGGUGUGUAGAGAGCUGGACUGUGGAGAACCUGUAGAUGCUCUAACUGAUAAUCACUUUGGACAAGGAUCGGGACCAGUAUGGAUGAGUGCAUUAUGUAUUGGAUCAGAGUCCACACUGAAGAACUGUGGGUCAUCAGGAUGGAGCAUAAAUGUCUGUACUCACAAUUCAAAUGCAGGAGUCAUCUGUUCAGGUCAUAAGCCUUCCAGACUUGCUGCUGGACCUCAUCUGUGCUCUGGGAGGCUAGAGAUACUUCAUGAUCAGACGUGGAUGUCAGUGUGUGACGCUGUCUUUGACCAGCAGGAUGCAGAGGUUGUGUGUAGAGAGCUGGACUGUGGGGCUCCUGUACAGGUGCUGGGAGCAGCUGCUUUUGACAAAGGAGAUGCUCAGAUGUGGACACAAGAGAUUCAGUGCAGAGGAAAUGAAUCUCAGAUUUCAUUCUGUUCAGUAUCAUCAUCCCACAAACACAACUGCAGCAGUGACAUUAAUGUGGGCCUCAAAUGUUCUGGUUACACUGAUCUCAGACUGGUAAACGGCUCAGACUCAUGUUCUGGAAGAGUGGAGCUUCAGUUCCUCAAAGAGUGGGGCACAGUGUGUGAUGCAUGCUGGGAUAUGAGAGCUGCCAGUGUCCUCUGUAGACAGCUGAAUUGUGGGAUUGCUGUGUCUGUUGUGGGAUCAGACUGGUUUGGAGAGGGAAGUGGUGAAAUCUGGCUGUCCAUCACCUGCCUUGGUGAGAAGAACAACAUCUGGACAGAUUCUUCAUUUGUUAGUGGUCAGUAA